Babesia bigemina is the source of this 201-nucleotide messenger RNA. Its product is annotated as 60S acidic ribosomal protein P2 (L12EI), putative. The coding region runs from base 1 to 201 and encodes 66 amino acids. The transcript has a single exon. NCBI's taxonomy places the organism in Eukaryota, Apicomplexa, Aconoidasida, Piroplasmida, Babesiidae. Gene Ontology annotation, molecular function: structural constituent of ribosome. Gene Ontology annotation, cellular component: cytosolic large ribosomal subunit. Gene Ontology annotation, biological process: cytoplasmic translational elongation. The record is from RefSeq and is a predicted model, not a curated record.
AUGGCUCUCAAGUACGUUUCGAGCUACCUGCUCGCCGUCGCUAGCGGCAACGAAAGCCCGAGUGUCGCGGACCUCAAGAAGAUUCUCGACGCCGUUGGGUCGGAGGUCGACGAUGACUGCCUGGAAGGUCUCGUCGCGUCCAUGAGCGGCAAGACCGUCCACGAGGUUAGUGAUCGCCAUGUUUUCUACGCCCUGUUGUGA